Messenger RNA from Scleropages formosus (Asian bonytongue), 1129 nucleotides. RefSeq names its product TNFAIP3-interacting protein 1-like. Bases 76 to 1023 code for a protein of 315 amino acids. The record is from RefSeq and is a predicted model, not a curated record. Gene Ontology annotation, biological process: cellular response to lipopolysaccharide; regulation of transcription by RNA polymerase II. The transcript has 11 exons. Lineage: Eukaryota; Metazoa; Chordata; Actinopteri; Osteoglossiformes; Osteoglossidae.
CUUUGCUGCCCACAGCUUUGACAUAACUGCCCGAGAGACAGAGCGUGGCGUCCGGCCAGGUGGCAGUGGUGCAACAUGCUCAGUCUGAUGGACUCGGAACGGCUUUACAGUGUCGAACUGGACAGGGAUGUGAUCUUCUGUGUAGAACCCAGACAGAAGUCCCCCAGCGAGCCGUGUCCACCCGAGAGGAUGUUCGGACUUAAUCCUAACUCUGACCCUAAGAGUACCGCCGCUGCCGCCACCCCCGCCACCACCGCGGACUGGAGGAAGGGGCCCCCCAGGGCAGAAGAGGCUUCGCCCAAGGAGUCGGACAACGACAACACCCAGCAACCUGUUGGAAGAGACGUCGUCCCCAGCACCCUUCUGCAGGAGAUAUCCCACCCACAGGUCGCCACCCUGGAAAGACAGAGACAGGAGCUUUUGGAAAUCAACAGAACCUGGGAUAAGCAGUACAGACGCAUGAAGCAGCACUAUGAGGCAAAGAUCCAGCAGCUGUUGGACAGACUGUUAGCGUGCGAUCGCCGCGCCACCGAAGCGGACGAGGAGCUGGAACGCAAGCAGAGGGACUUUGACGAGAAGAUGCUUCGGGCGAAAGAGACCAUCGAGAGCACAGAGAAGCGAAACUCGACGAUGAACGCAGAUUUACUGGAACUGGAGAGGCAUAUGCGGCAGCUCAAGCUGCAGUACGACAGUCUGACCACCAGGGGGAGACAGCAGGGCUGCGAGAUACGGCGCCUCAACAAGGCUUUGCAAGAGAGCCAGGCGGAGGCAGAGGAGACCAAGACGGAGCUGGAGGUCCUCAGGCAUCAGGCCAAUAUAUACAAGACAGACUUCAAUCUGGAGAGACAGGACAGGGAGCGCCUGAAGACUGAGAACCUGGAGAUCAAGAAGAAGGUGGCCAAACUCCAUGCACAGAUGCAGAAACUGUGCUCACAGGUCAAAGGUCAGCAACAAACCUCCUGCCCCUGCGCUGGCCACUCUGCCUGUCCCACCCGGAACACGAAAGAUUCUUCACGAACGUAGAGCUCUGAGACAGUGUUUUGCAGUCCUUUGUAUAAUUUAUAGUUUUGUUAAAACUGUAUUUUUAAAUCCUUGUAAAAUGUAACCAUUAUAUACAUAAGUAUAUAUG